UUUGGAAAACCUACGACGGCAGUUUUACUGGCCUGGCAUGGCACUGCAAGUCUGGGAGUCCAUACGCAGGUGUGAAGUCUGUAAGGAGACGAAAUCGCCGAAUUUCCGGAUGCAAGUUGGUAUCGGUGAGAGAGUCCAGACUGAGCAGCCAUUUCAGAAGCUGUAUAUCGAUUUCCUGGGCAAAUAUCCGUGGUCGAAGCAGAGACAGGCCAAUAUCUUCAUUCUGGUGGAUCACUUCUUCAAAUACACUUUUCUGAAAGCCAUGCAAGAGGCAUCGGCCUCAAAUGUAGUGGAGUUCCUCAUUCAUGAGGUUUUCUUCAAGUUUGGCGUUCCAGAAAUAGUGCAUUCGGACAACGGAUGCCAGAAGCUCCGUUCUUCACAGUAUUUGGACGACACAUGUUCCUGAAAUGGCCAGCUACAAGUUGGCAAGAAAGUUGAAGUCAUUGUGUGAAAACGAAAUGGCGGGUCUCGUCCGGGGCUGAUAAACUCCAAGUGAUCCAUGACAAGGUGCAGAAGAGCCUCGAAAAUUCAUACGAUCGGAGUCGCCUGCGGUACGACAAAAAGGCUCGUACUGUCCUUGCAAAGCCAUUUCUGGAAGUGUAUCGCCGCAACUUUGGCAUUAGCGAUUUUAAAAAAUCCUUAAAUGCCAAGUUUGCUCGGAAGUUCCUGAAAGCUCGGGUGGACGACCGAUCGGAGUGUACCAUGCCAAGAAUAUUAGGUUGUGAUCUGGAAAGAUGAACAACAAAGUACACGAGCUCAGAAUCGGAAUGUAUCUACUUCCCGUAAAGC
Molecule: messenger RNA, 789 nt
Organism: Drosophila elegans
Lineage: Eukaryota; Metazoa; Arthropoda; Insecta; Diptera; Drosophilidae
Exons: 2
Coding region: 38-406 (122 amino acids)
Biological process (GO): DNA integration
Molecular function (GO): nucleic acid binding
Source: RefSeq, a predicted model, not a curated record